AUGGAUAUGCCUUCAUUUUCCGGGAGUUUUGGAUAUUACAUGCUCGCCCGUAUGCUCCGUGUUAAGAAGAAACACAAACUUUGGUUUUUGUUCGCCGGCCAUCCUGUAAGAUUCUCCCUCCGAAAAUUUGCUUUGGUUACCGGGCUCGAAUUCGAUUCAGUUGUUAGCAUGUUGCAAAAGAAGAAAAUUUCCGACAAAGAGAAAAGAUUCAAAUGUGCAUGUCUCGCUGUCACGGCUGCUGUUUUAGUACCUACAUCUCAUGUUACAAAAAUUGUCCCUGAACAUGUUGAGCUGAUUAGGGACAUAGACGCCUUUCUUUCUUAUCCAUGGGGGAGAGUUGGAUUUGAUCUACUUGUCUCUAGUAUAAAAUCCAAAGAUGAGUUGGAGCUUUCGCAGAAGACAAUCUCCAUCAAAGGGUUUUUCUAUGCAAUUCAGCUCGUAAUGAUGGCCGCUGUCCCUACCCUUACUGAAGUUGUACAAGCCCCUUCUGGAGAAUCCGACAGUGAUUGUGAAGAUGAAUCUGAUACUGCUACUGCCACAUCCGGGGGACAAGAUGUGAAUCUGGGUAAUGACUCUACUACUUUGGUCGAUGGUGUGACAGCCACCGGAUCCGUGAAGAUGAUGCUAAGCCCCAGCCACGCGCGUGAGAUUGAUGAAGAAUCGAAGGCUAUAGUUCAUUCCAUCAUCCCUAGCGAUGGCGAAUGUGCCCUCGAGGGGAUGGACCUACGCAGGACCGACGAAGUUCCGGACGAGGCCGUAGAUCUGAUGAUCAAACUUAUCGGAGAUGGUUUUUUCUUUAGCAAGGAUAUGUUGACUGGUGGUCUGUCUGCUGCUGACUUGGUCCAUAUGCGUACUGAUAAGGUGCCGAAAGAGAAAGAAUCUAAAGACAAGAAGAAGAAAGACAAGACAGCUGAUUCUUCUUUUACAUCUUCCCUUAUUGAUCAGGACGCUAUUGCUGACCUUGUGGUUGAUAAAUUGAAACCCAAAUUGCAAUGUUUCAACAGCAGGUUAGGAGGUCUUGAAGCGUAUGUUAUUUUGCUGGAAAGGAAGAUAGUGCAAUCUAUUACCGGUGCCUUCAAGUCAUUUCAAGACUCAAUAAUGCAAAGUAUAUCUCAACCUGUCCGGCAUACACCCGUGAUGGCUGAAGUUAGAGAUCUCCCCACACGUACAAUUGGGGAUAAUAACGUUAAUCAACACCCUUUUUCUUCUAUCCACCCGUCAGCCACUGCGUCAGACGUUGAUGGUGAAACUGUUUGGAAAUCGGCAUCAAAAUGUGGGCGUUCAGAAUCAGUUACCACUAUACAAACCCAUGGGCGUUCAGAAUCAGUUACCACUAUACAAACCCAUUCAGUUCUCUCUGGCUCUACUCUGUUGACAAAGGCUCCUGCCCUUGCCAUGAGCAAUGAUGAGUUUCUUCGGAAUCUGAUUCAAUCUAUUAAUGCCCAGCUAUCUGGCAAAGAGGCAUCCGACUUUAGUAGUGGCUUUAAUGGUAAUCAUAAUUCUCAGUCCCAGGCUAUACCUCCGGUUUUCAGCACAUCAACGAUAGGCCCAAUGUCUACCCCUGCUGACAGGGCCGGCCCAAUAAUGGAUUUACUGUUAUCAGUAUCUCCUUCUUUUUCCUUGGGGUUAACACAAGAAGACCAGUUGGUGAAUCCGGUCCCAGAAAUCUCAAAAGGCAACGUAUCAGAAAACGAUGUUGCUCCCCCGCGGAAAAGUAAAAGAGUGAAGACCUCAUCAGUAGUUUACAAGGAUUACCAAUGCCUUUUGACUAAGCCAGCACCCGCGAAAAUGAAUUUCGUAAUGCCAUGUGACCCCAACGUGAACUACAGUGCUCGCUUUGUUGAGCUUAAAGCCAAGCUUGCCCACGACAGACGCCUUAUGGAGAUUUACCCGGGUGCAUCUGUCCAAACCGAAGAUGUUAUUGCCAUCGGCGAAAGAGUACGGGUGCUUCUUUCUAAGUACGCGAAAUUCUCGAAGACAGCUGUUAAAGACCGUUCCAGGUUCAAAUUCCAAGACUCGUUGAUGUCGUAUUUUGAAUCUGAAAACCCACAACGCCCUCUUCCCGACUCAAUGUAUUUCCCGUUCAAUUUCAACAAACGACACUGGGUCGGCGUCUGUGUGAACAUCCCCACUGCCUCCAUUAUGGUUCUUGAAUGCAAUGUCUCCUUUCGUUCAGACAGUGCACUUAAGAGAGAAUUCACCCCCAUCUGCAAUAUGUUUUCGUUCAUAGUCAGAGCAGCAGGCACAAAGGUUUUGCGUGACGAGAAACCGUAUACUUUGGAAAGGGCGCUGGGCAUUCCCCAGAAUGAGAUAAACUCAGAUUCUGCUGUCACUGCUGUAAUACUUAUGCAGGCGCAUGCAAGUGCAGGAUUGGAUGUCUGCCGUACUGUAACUCCGGAUUUGAUCUCGUCAGAGGCAUUCAAGUUUGCUAUAAUGUUCUGCGAAGAGUUUGGUCCAAAUCCAUAG
Eutrema salsugineum is the source of this 2466-nucleotide messenger RNA. RefSeq lists its product as uncharacterized. The record is from RefSeq and is a predicted model, not a curated record. Lineage: Eukaryota; Viridiplantae; Streptophyta; Magnoliopsida; Brassicales; Brassicaceae. Gene Ontology annotation, molecular function: cysteine-type peptidase activity. The transcript has 7 exons. Gene Ontology annotation, biological process: proteolysis. The coding region runs from base 1 to 2466 and encodes 821 amino acids.